Molecule: messenger RNA, 1744 nt
Organism: Trichoderma harzianum CBS 226.95
Lineage: Eukaryota; Fungi; Ascomycota; Sordariomycetes; Hypocreales; Hypocreaceae
Exons: 2
Coding region: 128-1714 (528 amino acids)
Biological process (GO): DNA-templated transcription
Cellular component (GO): nucleus
Molecular function (GO): DNA binding; zinc ion binding
Source: RefSeq, a predicted model, not a curated record
CACCAGAGGUGAGCUCUGUUACUAUGAGAGAAGCAACAGACACAAUGUCCGUCAUGGACAGGUUUUGAGUCGUACAAAUGGAAACACACAUCAUGAUUCCGGCCUUCCAACCUGGAAUUCCUGGCCGAUGGACGAGAUCGACGCGUUGCUGGGGCUUGAAACCAAUGAGGUUGCUCCGCCACUAGAAGAUUCGUUUGAGUGGAUGUUGUCAAACAAUGAGCCUCUAGCAAUUGACGUAAAUACUUGUGGCCCGGAAAGACAAAAUCCUAUUGUAGCUCAAGCUACUGAACUGCCAACACCGCCAGCAUCGGACCCGAAGUUACCGGAUUUACCAGAGCUGCCAGACAUAUUGCAGCUAGUCGAGUUGUUCUUUGAAAAGUUCUACCGUUACUUUCCUAUACUUCACAAGGAGGCCAUCCUAUCCGCCCUCAAAUCACACGGGGCAGAAGGCAUUCCACCAGUUUUGCUCUAUGCAAUCAUUGCCGUUUCAGCAGGUGCCCAUCCCAACCAGCGGUUUCGGAAAUUACAACAGAUCUGGUAUGAGGAAGCAAAGUGUCGAGUCUCAAGAGAAAUACGAGAGCCGGACCACGUGCUCCAAACUAUGCAAGCUGCCGUCCUAGUCGUCUAUCUUGGACUAGCAUAUGUCGACUAUUCCACCUCGAUAGUGAUGCUUGGUGAAGCUUGGAGGAAGACUGUUGCCAUUGGCUUUGGCGACACCUUGCGAAACAUGAUUGUGAAGACCCUAGGAACUCAAGAAAAAGCAAAGUGGAUAGAGAAGGAAGAGAUUAUAAGAAUCUCAUGGAUUCUCUUCAUUAUGGAUCGCGGUAUGUGCUUUCCUAUCGGAUUGAUGCAUGCGAUUGAUGAUCGGCGGAUGAAGAUUGAGUUUCCAAUGGCGGAACGCGACUUUCAGUCUGACCAGGUGCCUGCGCCUCGAUGCCCGAAUCGGUUUACCUAUAACAUGGACAACUUGAUUACUGCAAUGAGAGACAGGAGCUCACGAGGCUCGGCAACCCAACUGCAGUAUCUCAUUCUGGGAUACGCAAUGCUAGGGCGCAUUAGCGAAGCGCUCGACCCUGCUGCUGACGACGACGAGGAUGGGCGCAAAGAGCGAAUAGAUGUCCUCUGCACGCAGCUUGCCAAGAUUCGACUGAUGCUUCCUCGCUCUGCCACGGAGCUCUCCAUGGCCAAUUACGACGAGUUUAUAGAAGUGAUUUGGCUCAACGUCAUCUUGAAUGCAUGCACGAUUCUUUUGCAUCACCGACCCCUUCAAGAAGGAGAAUCCCUCGACGAUGCGGGAACAGAGUUGGCUAAGAAUUGGCCGCUCUGUGUCGCUGCUGCACGGAACACGAUAUCCGUUCUUCGAGAUGCUUCUCGCGUAUCCGUCGACUUUGUGAGCAACGCGCACUUCCCGUGUCUGCUGUUCACUAGUUGCAGGAUACUCAUGACGGAGUAUAUCUGCCCUUCGAGAUAUUGCGAAAAAGCCAAACCGGCGGAUGGUGUUAGUUCGCCCCCGGCUCGUGAUCCGAAGCUACGUGAAGACCUGGAGGUUGUUACCAUGACAUUUUUCAGGAUGAGGGAAGUAUGGCAAGGUCUGGGCCAGAAGUUUAGCAAAGGAAUGCACUUUUAUCUGCACCAAGGGGAGGAUUUCGCGCGCAAGACAAAGGCCGGCGGUGCGCGGAGUCUGCUCGGGGUAUGCGACAGCUCUAUAUCCUAGCUUGAUUCCCUUAGAGUACGAGCUGAGUUU